AUGGCAUCUCAUACCCAUUUGAUAUAUCUCUGCAUUAUCAAGCUUUCAUGUGCUGAUGUUUGUCUCUGUCUCAUGUCUUUCGGUUCGACAUAUCUUGUAGGCUUUGUUCAUAUCAUACAUGAAAAAGUUGCAGCAUGCCCGCGACAAAACCAAAGGAUAUCAUAUUCUUGUGAUAGCCUGAGAAUCUUGUACCACUAUUCUUGUCUAAACACCAGAGAUUAUAUAUGCGAUUGCUCGAAUUCGAAACCAUAAAUAAUCUGUCUUAUCCGGCGACGACGACUAAAAUCCAGUAAGGGGGCAAGUUCGUUUGGUAGAGAAAUUCUGUAUGUGUUUGGUUAA
Capsella rubella is the source of this 339-nucleotide messenger RNA. RefSeq names its product defensin-like protein 316. The record is from RefSeq and is a predicted model, not a curated record. NCBI's taxonomy places the organism in Eukaryota, Viridiplantae, Streptophyta, Magnoliopsida, Brassicales, Brassicaceae.